AUGCCUAAAGAUAUCCCCAACCCUGAGGGCUACCCCAUUCUGGGCAACGUCCUUCAGGUCGAUGCUGAGCAUCCCCAUGACAGCUUGGCCCGGUUUGCCGAGAUAUACGGGCCUAUAUUCAGGCUCCGUCUUCCGCGUGAGCGCAUCUUCGUCGCAAACUAUGCUCUGGCACGCGACCUCUUCGACGAGAAGAAGUUCCAGAAAUCCGUGUCCGGCCCCUUGGAGCAGGUCCGGAACGCCACCAGCGAUGGCCUCUUCACGGCCUAUCCAGGCGAGCACAGCUGGGAGGUUGCGCACCGCACGCUGAUGCCUGCCUUUGGGCCUCUCUCAAUCAGGUCCAUGUUUGGGGAGAUGCAGGACAUUGUAUCCCAGCUCGUGCUCAAAUGGGCCCGGUUCGGUCCAGACUCGCCUAUUGAUGUGUCUGACGAUUUCACCAAGCUCACGCUCGACUCCAUUGCCUUAUGCGCCAUGGGUGAUCGGUUUAAUUCGUUCUAUCGUGACGAAGCGCACCCCUUCGUCAAGGCCAUGACGGGCAUGCUCGCCGAGUCCUUUGCAAGAUCCAGACGUCCUAACAUCGUCGGGGCCUUCUACAAAGAGAGCAACCAGCAAUACCGUGCCAACAUUGCCGCCUUGGAGAAUGUAGCAAGAGGCCUUCUCGAAGAACGACGCGCCCACCCCUCCGACAAGAAGGACUUGCUCAACGCCAUGAUUGCCGGCAAGGACCCCAAAACUGGAGAACAGCUUAGCGAUGACUCCAUCAUACGCAACAUGAUUACGUUUCUAAUUGCCGGGCACGAAACCACUUCUGGACUCUUGUCCUUCCUCUUCUACGAAUUGCUCGAGAACCCCGAGGCGCUCAAGCAGGCAGUCGAUGAGCUCCCGUACCUUGAGGCGUGCCUCCGAGAGACUCUUCGGCUGCACCCAACCGCCCCAGCAUUCACUCUCGAGGCAAAAGGCGACCAAGUCCUCAACGGCGAGUUUCUCGUCAAGGACAAGGAAUGCGUAAACGUUCUUCUCACCCGUGUUCAUCGGGAUCCCGACGUCUAUGGCCCCAACGCCGAUGCGUUUGAGCCCUCGCGAAUGCUUGGCGAGAAUUUCGAGAAGCUGCCUCCGAAUGCUUGGAAGCCGUUUGGGAAUGGCGUUCGAGCGUGCAUUGGUCGACCGUUUGCAUGGCAGGAGUCGCUCCUUACUGUAGCAACGCUGCUGCAGACGUUUCGCUUCACCAAAGACAGCCAUUAUCAGCUCCAGAUCCGAACCGCCCUGACAAUCAAGCCACAAGGCUUCUACAUUCGUGCUCGACCUCGUGAUCCGGAGUUGCUGGAGCACAUCGGUGUCGGGGCCAAGGUUCCUUCAUCAGACAGCGCUGCCAAGCCGGCAGCGCCCACAGCAAGCGUCGCCCCCAAGGAUUUGUCGCCGCUCUUGAUCUUGUACGGGUCAAACACGGGAACAUGUGAAGCCCUUGCGCAGUCUCUGGCCUCUUCCGCCGAGCAGCACGGCUUCUCGCCGGAAGUCAAGACCAUGGAUAGCGUGACCUCGUCGCUGACAUCCAAAGCUCCCAUCGUGGUCGUCACGGCGAGCUAUGAAGGGGAGCCGCCUGAUAAUGCCGCGCAUUUUGUCCAAUGGCUGAAGUCGGCUUCCAAGGAAGAAGUUUCCGGCGUUCGUUACGCCGUGUUCGGCGUUGGCAAUAAGGAGUGGCAUGCCACAUACCAAAAGAUUCCGAUCGUGGUUGACGAAACCCUCGCAAAUGCCGGCGCCAGCCGCAUCGUCCCACGAUAUGCGGCCAACGUCGCCCAAGGAAACAUCUUCGACGCCUUUGACGAAUGGCAGGACAAGGAGAUAUGGCCAGCACUGGGCAAGCUGUUUGGUAAAGCAGCAGGCGGCGGAGACGGUGCCAAUGACGCCCCCAAGGAGCUCACGCUCGAGAUCGGUGUCCAGACCCGAUCAAAACUACUCCGUCAGGAUGUAGUCACGGCGGAAGUCUGCGAGUCGCGUCUGUUGACGCAGCCCGGGGCUCCCAGGAAACGUCAUAUCGGCAUUCGCCUCCCGUCCGGCACCUCUUACCGCGCCGGGGAUUACCUGGCGGUUCUCCCACUCAAUCCCCAGGACAAUGUUCUUCGCGUUAUGAAGAGAUUCGGACUGCCCUGGGAUGCUACAAUCACCAUCGAUCCCACAAAGGCCACAUCGCUGCCGACAGGACAGGCCAUCAGCGUGCACGACGUGCUCUCUGGGAUGGUUGAACUCAGCCAACCUGUGACGGGGCGCAUGACAGCUGCUCUGGCAAAACUGAUCCCGGAAGAGAACUUGGCCAAAGAACUCGAGGGCCGCGCUGCCAAGGAAGACUUCCAGAAGUCUAAUGUCACUCUUCUCGACAUUCUCGAGGAGUAUCCUUCGGCGGCCUUCUCCCUUGGACAGUACCUGGCGGCUGUGCCACCGAUGCGUGUGCGCCAAUACAGCAUCUCGUCGACGCCAUUGGCCAACCCGUCCGAGUGCUCGCUCACCUAUACCGUGAUAGACGCACCAUCGAAAGGCAGUCGAUUGGGGCACCGUUUCCUCGGCGUCGCAAGCACAUACCUCGAACGCCUCAACAGCGGCGACCAUCUCCAGGUCAGCCUGAGGCCGAGCCGGAGCGGCUUCCAUCUGCCGGCUGACGACGCCUGCCCCAUCAUCAUGGCCUGUGCGGGCACCGGCCUGGCCCCUUUCCACGCCUUCGUGGCCGAGCGUGCGCUCAAGAAGAGCGGUGGGCGUGAAGUUGGCCCAGCCCUCCUGUUCUACGGCUGCAACGGACCGGACGAGGACGACCUGUACCGAGACGAGUUCGAGGCGUGGGAGAAGGAAGGCGUCGUCAGCGUCCGGCGUGCCUACACGUGCAAGCCAGAGGCGGCAGAGAACUGCAAGUUUGUACAGGACCGAGUCUUGGUUGACAAGAAGGCGGUUGUGGACCUCUUCUCCAAAGGCGCCCAGGUCUACAUUUGCGGCGCCGGCAUCGUGGGGUCUGGGCUUGAGAAGGCGUUUGCGCAGAUUCGGGCAGAAUCAGCCGGUUGCGACGAGGAGAGUGCGCUCAAGUGGGUGCAGGACAGGAAAGGCGACCGCUACUGGGCAGAUGUGUUUGCUUAG
This is a messenger RNA of Hirsutella rhossiliensis, 3114 nucleotides long. Its product is annotated as cytochrome p450 domain-containing protein. The transcript is spliced from 8 exons. Gene Ontology annotation, molecular function: iron ion binding; flavin adenine dinucleotide binding; heme binding. Bases 1 to 3114 code for a protein of 1037 amino acids. Lineage: Eukaryota; Fungi; Ascomycota; Sordariomycetes; Hypocreales; Ophiocordycipitaceae. The record is from RefSeq and is a predicted model, not a curated record. Gene Ontology annotation, cellular component: cytosol.